Ichthyophthirius multifiliis is the source of this 923-nucleotide messenger RNA. RefSeq lists its product as hypothetical. The record is from RefSeq and is a predicted model, not a curated record. The annotation marks the transcript as partial. Lineage: Eukaryota; Ciliophora; Oligohymenophorea; Hymenostomatida. The transcript is spliced from 2 exons.
AUUAUAUACUAAAUUUGCUUCUAGAAAUAAAAAAAAAGGCUGGGAUGUUACAUCUCCAGAUAAAACUAAUUAAAUUUUACAAAAUGCCCGAAUCCCAUAUAUGCCUCCAUAAAAUGAGCAAAAAUCAGAAUUAUUAACAUAAAUUGCUCAGUUACAAAAAGACUCUAAGUGGGUAUGUUUAAGAGCAGAGAAAUUAUCAAAAAAGGAACUAGAAUUUAUAUCAAAAAAAAUAUAAAAUAAAAAAUUUAAAGCAUAAAUAGAAGAAGCUUAAGCAAAGACUUUAAAAAGUAAAUUAGAAAAAGUAAGGGUCAAAGCAUAAGAAAUCAGAUAAUAAAAUUAGGAGUAUUUCUUUAUAAAACAAGAAAAAGAAAAUGAAAUAAAAGAAAAAAACGAAAGCAUUAAAAAUUUAAGAUAUAAAUAAAGAGAAUAUAUAGAAUCACUUUAACGAGAAAUUUUAUAAGAGAAAUAAUUAGAAAAGCUUGAAUUAAAAAAAAUAAGCGAGGAAAAUGAGUAUUAAAUAAAAGAAAGAAAGAAAAACUAAACUGAAUUGAAUUAAAGCAAGAAAUAAAAAGUUAAAAUUUCCAAAGAUUUUUCAAAGCUUAAAGUACUAAUUCAUAAUUAGAAUCGAAAUUUAAAAAAUUAAAUAAGAAAACAAAAUCAAAAUUGAAGAUUCGGAGUAAAUAUUGUCAGUGGCAUAAGUUUAUAUUUCAAAUUUAUAAUAAGAAGAAAAGAAAUGCGAAUAAUAUUUGUAAGAAAAAAUUUAAUUCAAAUAAUUUAUCAAAAAAGAAAUGGGUUUAAAUUCUAGUAUACAUAACUCACUUAAUGUAACUAAAAAAGAAGUUUAAGAAUAAAAUAGAACCGCAUAUAGUGCAAAUAAUAUAUUUUUAACUUAAAAUUUGAAUUAAAUGCUUUGAUUUUUUUUU